Molecule: messenger RNA, 870 nt
Organism: Strongyloides ratti
Lineage: Eukaryota; Metazoa; Nematoda; Chromadorea; Rhabditida; Strongyloididae
Product: Mitochondrial 2-oxodicarboxylate carrier
Exons: 2
Coding region: 1-870 (289 amino acids)
Biological process (GO): transmembrane transport
Source: RefSeq, a predicted model, not a curated record
AUGGAACAAACAAAAGAAUGUAUUAGACAGAUAGCGGCUGGUGGAUCAGCAGGUUUGGCUGAAAUAUGUGUUAUGUAUCCACUUGAUCUCGUUAAAACAAGACUACAAAUGGGUGGUGGUGUUUAUUCAGGUUUUAUUGAUUGCAUCUCAAAAACAUAUCAACAUGAAAGUCUCUCAGGUUUUUAUAAAGGUAUUCUACCACCAAUUUUGGCAGAGACACCCAAAAGGGCAACUAAAUUUUUUACAUUUGAACAAUAUAAACAAAUAUUUACAUCAUCAUCUGUUCCACAAGAAGUUACUUUUGCAUUUGCAGGAUGUUUAUCAGGAAUAACAGAAGCUGUUAUUAUUAAUCCAUUUGAAGUUGUCAAAGUUAGACUUCAGGCUGAAAGAACAACACAAUUAAAAGAUCAAAAAAGUACAGCACAAAUGACAAGAGAAAUUGUUAAAAAAGAUGGUAUUGGUUUUAAUGGUUUGUAUAGAGGUUUCACUGCAACAUUGGCUAGGCAUGGUAUAUGGAAUACAGUAUACUUUGGUAUUUAUCAUUCAUUUAAAGGAUAUUUACCAAAAAAUGAAGAUGGUCCUUAUUUAAAUGUUUUUUCUAGAUUAAUUCUUGGAUUUAUUGCUGGUUCUCUUGCCUCAGUAGCAAAUAUUCCAAGUGACGUAGCUAAAAGUAGGAUUCAGGGACCACAACCAAAUGGUCAAAGAGUUUAUUUUGGUUUGAUGCAAACAAUGAGUUUAAUAUACAAAACUGAAGGAAUUAAUGCAUUAUUUAGAGGUUUACUGGCUAAAGUUUUAAGACUUGGCCCAGGUGGUGGUAUAAUGUUAAUUGUUAAUGAAACUGUCUAUGAUUAUUUAAAAGAACAUUUUUAA